CGUCAAAACGAGCUCCUGUGUACAAAAUGGGUCUUUAAUUCGCUCCUCGUGAGCGAGAUGUGACGCGAGUCACGUGCCGCUUCCAGUCAGCUGAAGUCAGGAGGAAGUAGCUCCAAGCUAACGUGGCUAACUAGCCUGCUAAUACCAACAUUUGUCUGUCUCAUCUUUUAUUGACACUCUUUUUUCUGUCUUUCCUUUUUUAGAGUGCUGGUCGUAGUUUUGUACAUAAGUCCGUGGACUGAGCUAGUUAUAAGUGGUGUGGAAAGAGGCGCUCUUGGUAACUUCUUAGCUUGGGAGCUAACAGUCAGUUGUUUUGGUCCUGGACAUAUUUGACAGCCAAAGGAAAUUAUUUAUUUUUGUCUUUUUUUUCGUGGUUUGUGAACGUUAAAGCUACUGCGGUUGUUUCAUGAAGGUACCACCGUGACUAGCGGCCACUCAGUGGAGCCCUCGCCCGACGAGCCUCCCCUCACUCCCGGCUCGGAACCACCGGGGUGCUCCGCUGUGAGCCAAGAUGCACGACGCUUACGAGCCGGUGCCGAUUUUGGAGAAGCUUCCUCUCCAGAUUGACUGCAUGGCGGCCUGGGAGGACUGGCUGCUUGUCGGAACCAAGCCCGGGCAUCUCCUUUUGUACCGGAUUAAAAAGGAUGCAGCCACCAACCACUUUGAAGUCACGCUUGAGAAAUCCAACAAGAACUUUUCCAAGAAGAUCCAGCAGCUCUACGUUGUCUCGCAGUACAAAAUACUCGUCAGUCUUCUGGAGAACAACAUCCACGUCCACGACCUGCUGACGUUCCAGCAGAUCACCGUGGUGUCCAAAGCCAAGGGAGCCACGCUCUUUGUAUGCGACCUGCAGCAAAGCAGCUCGGGAGAGGAGACGCUUAGAAUGUGCGUCGCCGUGAAAAAGAAACUUCAGAUGUACUACUGGAAGGAUCGAGAUUUCCACGAGCUGCAGGGCGACUUUGGCACUCCAGAUAUUCCAAAGUCCAUGGCCUGGUGUGAGAACUCCAUUUGUGUUGGCUUCAAAAGAGACUAUUACCUCAUCCGGCUGGACGGGCGCGGCACCAUGAAGGAGCUCUUUCCUACCGGCAAACAGCUGGAGCCGCUUGUCACCCCGCUGGCCGACGGCAAGGUCGCCGUCGGGCAAGACGACCUCACUGUGGUGCUGAAUGAGGAGGGCAUUUGCACCCAGAAGUGUGCCCUGAAUUGGACUGACAUCCCCAUAGCUAUGGAGCACCAGCCUCCGUACAUCAUCGCGGUGCUUCCUCGCUACGUGGAGAUCCGGACCUUGGAGCCCCGGCUUCUGGUGCAGAGCGUGGAGCUGCAGAGGCCUCGUUUCAUCACGUCCGCCGGACCAAAUGUUGUGUACGUGGCCAGCAACCAUUUUGUGUGGCGCCUGGUACCCGUGUCCAUCGCCACACAGAUCCGGCAGCUGCUGGAGGACAAGCAGUUUGAGCUGGCUCUUCAGCUGGCAAUGAAAGACGACUCGGACGGUGACAAGAAACAGCAGAUCCAUCACAUCCAGAACCUGUACGCCUUCAAUCUGUUUUGCCAGAAGCGAUUUGACGACUCCAUGCAGGUUUUCGCCAAACUGGGCACAGAUCCCACCCACGUGAUCGGCCUGUACCCGGACCUGCUGCCAUCCGAUUACCGCAGGCAGCUGCACUACCCCAACCCUCUGCCAGCGCUGUCCGGAGCGGAGUUGGAGAAGGCUCACCUGGCACUCAUCGAUUACCUCACCCAGAAACGCAGCCACCUGGUGAAACAGCUCAACGACUCGGACCCGUCCACCACAUCGCCGCUCAUGGAGGGCACGCCCACCAUCAAGAGCCGCAAGAAGCUGCUGCAGAUCAUCGACACCACGCUGCUGAAGUGCUACCUGCACACCAACGUGGCUUUGGUGUCACCCCUCCUGCGCCUGGAGAACAACCACUGCCACAUCGAAGAGAGCGAGUACAUCUUAAAGAAGGCGCACAAGUACAGCGAGCUCAUUAUUCUCUAUGAAAAGAAAGGCCUGCACCAGAAAGCUCUGCAAGUUCUGCUGGACCAGUCCACCAAGGCCAACUCCCCUCUCAAGGGCCACGAACGCACCGUGCAGUACCUUCAGAGGCUGGGAGUUGAGAAUCUGGGCAUGAUCUUUGAGUUCGCUCCCUGGGUGUUGAAGAUGUGUCCCGAAGAUGGGCUGAAGAUCUUCACCGAGGACCUGACCGAGGUGGAGACGUUGCCACGGGACAAGGUGCUCAACUUCCUGAAGGAGGGCUUCAAGGAGCUGGCCAUCCCGUACUUGGAGCACAUCAUCUACGUGUGGGACGACAAGGGUCCCGAGUUUCACAACACCCUCAUUCAGCUCUACCUGGAACGGGUUCAAAGCCUGAUGAAGCAGUACCUCAUCUCGCUGCCGGAAGGAGUUGUGGCUGUGGCGGCGGGGACGGAGAAAGGUGAGCUGGGAGAGUUCCGGAACAAGCUGCUGUCCUUUCUGGAUAUUUCCAGCAGUUACGAGCCAGCGCGACUCAUUAGCGACUUCCCCUUUGAUGGUCUGCUGGAGGAACGAGCACUGCUCCUGGGACGCAUGGGAAAGCAUGAGCAGGCGCUUUUCAUCUAUGUGCACAUCCUGAAGGACACGCGCAUGGCUGAGGAAUACUGUCACAGCCAUUACAGCAGCUCUGUGGAAACUGAUAAAGACGUGUAUCUGUCCCUGCUGAGGAUGUACCUGUCCCCCCCGGACGCGCACUGCCUGGGGCCCAUCAAGAUGGAGCUGUCGGAGCCCCAGGCCAACCUCCAGGCUGCCCUGCAGGUCCUGGAGCUGCACCACAGCAAGCUCAACACCACCAAGGCCAUCAACCUGCUGCCGGCCAACACACAGAUCCGCGAGAUCAGAGUCUUCCUGGAGAGCGUCCUGGAGGAGAAGGCUCAGAGGAAACGCUGCAACCAGGUGCUCAAGAGUCUACUGCAGGCGGAGUUCCUCAGGGUGCAGGAGGAGCGCAUCUUCCACCAGCAGGUCAAAUGUGUCAUCACGGAGGAGAAGACGUGCAGAGUGUGCAAGAAGAAGAUCGGAAACAGUGCGUUUGCCAGAUAUUCCAACGGCGUGGUGGUGCACUACUUCUGCUGCAAAGACCGCAACGCAUGUCCCACCGAAUAACACCGCCCGCUACACCCUCCCGUUUCACUAUAACUUGGAAAUAAAAUCUAAUUCAUUUCCCGCUGCCACCCCCCCCUGAAGACACUCCUGGAAUUAUGGGAGAACUUUACAAGCACUCAGAACGAAGACGCGGUGGCCUUUUUUUUUAAUUUUUAAGCUGACAUUUGUAGCCAUAGAACAAGAGGAAGGGGCGAGGAUUGUGACUUAAAAUGGACGCCAAGGACAUGAUCGAGGACGCUCGACUGUUAAUGCCUUUUUCUGACUCAAGAUUGUACACAAGGCUGUUCGUUUUUUGCCAGCAUGAAGAAUCACCUUUGAAGUGUUUUACGUUUUGAUCCUGUUCCUGUUUUUUUUUUUUUUGCCCGUCAUGUUCACCUUCAAUCACAAAUUGUAAAUUGUUUUUCCCCCCGCGAAGGAAAACCAACGGCAGGAUCGCUCAAGUGCAGCACUUUAAAACGUUUAUUUAUUGCUUGGAGGAAGGUACUUGGAAUUUGAAUGGCAAAUGUUUAAUUUGUGCAUUUAAGUGUGAUUGUUAUUUAAAACAAACACAAAAAAACCCACACUGUUACGAGCUAUGAAUGUCUGAUUGACUUGUUUGGACCGCCUCACCGCAUCUGACACGCCUACUGUAAAUGUUUACACACUUUUGUAACUUCUUUUCAAGUGUGUUUGUCUGGCUUUCAUUUCUAAUAAACAUUUUGCAGCAGGAUGUUUGACUGUUAUCCUCCAGACUCAAUAAAGUAACAGCAAAUCCAUUGCAUAAA
This is a messenger RNA of Phyllopteryx taeniolatus (common seadragon), 3900 nucleotides long. It is a transcript of the gene vps39, whose product is annotated as VPS39 subunit of HOPS complex. Gene Ontology annotation, molecular function: protein binding. Gene Ontology annotation, biological process: vesicle-mediated transport; autophagy; intracellular protein transport. Lineage: Eukaryota; Metazoa; Chordata; Actinopteri; Syngnathiformes; Syngnathidae. The record is from RefSeq and is a predicted model, not a curated record. The transcript has 24 exons. Gene Ontology annotation, cellular component: membrane; cytoplasm. Bases 512 to 3136 code for a protein of 874 amino acids.